GUCGGGGAGCUGACACAGUUGCCAACCUUCUGGCUGAGAGAGGAGGCCGGGGUUAAAGUCUGAGAUCAGUGACUUGCAGAACGGCCCCUUCACCCCUCACUGAUUUUCCUGUAGGGAAGGGUGGACACACUGGAGUCAGAACCUCCCUGGGGCAACUUGUUUUUUUGUGUGUGUAUAAACAGGUUGCAAGAUGAGACGGGGGAGGAGACAGAGCAAAGCAAAUCCCUAAGAGUUCCUUCAGAAACGUGUUGGAGAAAGGUGGAAAAGCAGCACCGUGGGGAAUGAAGAGGAAAGGAAGACGGAAAAAGGACAAGCAGCAUCAGCUGGAAGGUCACGGAGCGGCCGGUCAGAGCUGCGUCCACCUGGAGGAUGGUUAUGGAUUUCGGAGAAAAUGUAAGUUAAGUCUGUCUACCCUCUGACCAGAUGUCCCAAGAGACAGUCUACUCAUUUCCUGGCUUUGAAUGAUGGGCUUUUGGAAGCGUUGUCUCUUCUGCGUGUCUCUGGUCUCAGCCCUGAUUUUUGUGUUUGUUUGCAAAAACGAGUUAGGGGAGAAUAAAAAUUUCCUGGAAGCUUCCAUAUCCAAUGCUUCACUAUUAUCAGAAGUCUGUCACCAGAUUUUUAAGGGGAAGAGUUUUUGCCCUAAAAAGAAUGCAUUGAAGAGUACCUUCAGUGAAACCACCUGUCAUGAGUACGUGGCUCGGAGUCAUUACAUAACAGAGACACUCUCUGAAGAAGAGGCUGGCUUCCCCUUGGCUUAUGUGAUGACCAUCCACAAAGACUUCGGCACGUUUGAGAGACUCUUCAGGGCUAUUUACAUGCCCCAAAAUGUCUACUGUGUUCACGUGGACGAAAAGGCAACAGAUACAUUUAAAGGCUCGGUGAAGGAGUUACUGAGCUGCUUCCCAAAUGCUUUUCUGGCUUCCAAGAUGGAGUCCGUGGUCUAUGGUGGGAUUUCCAGGCUCCAGGCUGACCUGAACUGCAUCAAAGAUCUUGUGGCCUCAGAGGUUCCGUGGAAAUACAUCCUCAACACCUGUGGGCAAGAUUUCCCCCUGAAAACCAACAGGGAGAUUAUUCGGCAUCUGAAGGGAUUUAAAGGGAAAAAUAUCACCCCCGGGGUGCUGCCCCCAGCUCAUGCAAUUGGGCGGACUAAGUAUGUCCACCACGAGCUGUUAAAGCAAAAAAAUUCCUACGUGAUUAAAACCACAAAAUUGAAAACACUGCCUCCUCACAACAUGACCGUUUACUUUGGCACUGCCUACGUGGCCCUCACAAGGGAAUUCGCAAACUUCGUCCUUCACGACCCACUGGCGCUUGACUUAAUGUCCUGGUCCAAGGACACGUACAGUCCUGAUGAACAUUUCUGGGUCACACUCAAUAGGAUUCCCGGAAUGAAUCCCUGAGUCACCUGACCUGCUUCAAGAGUAAUGAAAACCACACACAAAUGACCUGCUGAAGAACAGCCACCAGUGAGUCCAAGAAAUGAGAGCAUCUCACCUCACUUACCUAACCUUUUCUGCUGAUAUGACUUUGCACCUCCGUGCCACGCCAACAAACUUCACCAGACCCCGUCCUUUCCAGUGCCCUUGUGCUGAUUUACCAGUAUGAAUUGAGUGUUUUUGUUCAAGCCUCCUUCCCCUCCAUUUCUUUCCCGACUCCAGGAUAAUUUAAUUGUGAAUGGAAAAACAGGUCCCAGAACAAUUAUGAAAGUAUAAUGAAGUUUGCAUUAGUCCAUGCAAUUAAACCAAGGAAAGAUGCGUGAGGAAUGUGACUAGAAUUCAGUACUGAUGUGGUAUGUUUAUAGCUAGGUCUUCGAACAGGCAUGUGCUGGGGGGCGAAGAGAGAAAAAAAGCACUAUUUGUACAGUAAAAUGACACCUCCAAAUAGCUAGAAAUCGGCCUGAAAGGAAAAAAAAAAAAAAAAAAAAAUCAGAAACGACUCUUCUAGCCUCUGCUAUUUUGAUAUAUAAAUUAAAACAGUGGGAAAAUGUGAGCUUCAACAUGCCUUCUUCCAGAGCUAAAAAUUGCACUUUCAAAUGCCCAGAUGAUUUUGGACCUGUCUGACAAGCAUCAAACACACUGCAUGAUGGAGCUGCUGGGUUGUGAGAGAAACGGGAGGUGAAAGCCCUUGCUCUCCUGCACUCACCUUUUAAACAUGACUGGUUCUUUGAGGUCUCAGUUCACUGACUUAAAGGUUUUUCUCUGCUGCCCUGCCAAAGAAAUUCUAGAUUUACAGCUCUCCCUGGGAAAUUUCUGCACAUGCGUCUUUCUUGAUUUGGUGUUCUUGCUCACUCUUGUAAUCUCCCCGACUGGAAUGCCUUCUCCUCGCUCUGUUUGAAUCUCACCAUUGGAAGCUCUUGCAGACCGUCCCAGCUCCAAGGGAAUUGUUUGUUUCUCUUCUGAGUUCCUGUCACUUUUAUCAGACACCUUCUUGUUUGGAACAAUCCAUGGUCUUUCCUGUUUUGUUGGUUGUCUUUCCAGCUGUAUGCAUUUUAAAUCCUAGUAAAGAUACACUUUCCUAUAGGUCAGAGGCCAUACCUCAUACUUCCUGGAUUCCAUCACUGUUGCUUAGCGAUUCACCUUACAUCAUACUAAAUUGUACUUCAUUUUAAAAGCUGGAAAGGGAGACUUCCCUGGCAGUCUAGUGGUUGAGACCCCACACUUCCAAUGCAAGGACUGGCAUUCAAGUCCUGGUCGGGGAACUAAGAUACCACAUGCCAUGUGGCACAGCCAAAAAUUGAAAGAAUAAAAAUGAAAAAUAAAUAAAACUAGUUUUAAAAAUCUGGAAAGGACCAUGGAGA
This is a messenger RNA of Budorcas taxicolor (takin), 2797 nucleotides long. RefSeq names its product N-acetyllactosaminide beta-1,6-N-acetylglucosaminyl-transferase-like. Gene Ontology annotation, molecular function: acetylglucosaminyltransferase activity. The record is from RefSeq and is a predicted model, not a curated record. Lineage: Eukaryota; Metazoa; Chordata; Mammalia; Artiodactyla; Bovidae. The coding region runs from base 462 to 1400 and encodes 312 amino acids. Gene Ontology annotation, biological process: transforming growth factor beta receptor signaling pathway. The transcript has 2 exons. Gene Ontology annotation, cellular component: membrane.